Molecule: messenger RNA, 1885 nt
Organism: Orbicella faveolata
Lineage: Eukaryota; Metazoa; Cnidaria; Anthozoa; Scleractinia; Merulinidae
Product: ornithine transcarbamylase, mitochondrial-like
Biological process (GO): L-citrulline biosynthetic process
Cellular component (GO): mitochondrion
Molecular function (GO): amino acid binding; ornithine carbamoyltransferase activity
Source: RefSeq, a predicted model, not a curated record
GUGACAUUUCUGCGGGUGGUAGUGGGCGGUAAGUAUGGCUUUCGUUCGUGUAUUUCGAGGGUGCUACCGACUUAAUUCUUCACUUUCAAAAGUUGUGAAAGGAACAGAACCUUUCUUUGGUCGCUGUAAAGCAGUAGGAGCUCUUUCUUUUACGAAAAAGCGACACUGCAGUGAAAGCCGUGGAUUUCCAUCCGUUGUGGGGAGAGAUCUGCUUAAUCUGAAAGACUAUACUGGUGAUGAGAUUAGAUACCUGUUAUGGACUGCUACUGAUUUGAAGGAAAGAAUUAAAAAAUCAAAAGAGACAAUUCAACUUUUAGAAGGAAAGUCAGCUGCUCUUAUUUUCCAGAAGCGUAGUACAAGAACGAGAGUGUCAACAGAAACCGGACUUGCUCUGCUUGGUGGACACUGUGUUUUCCUCACAGAACAAGACUUUCAUCUCGGAGUCAAUGAAUCAACUAGAGACACAGCCAGAGUCCUCUCAGGAUUUUGUGAUUUUAUCGUGGCUCGGGUCAACAGACAGGAAGAUCUGGAAGUGAUGGCAGAAGCAGCCACUAUACCAGUUAUUAGUGGCUUAUCAGAAAUGUACCACCCUGUGCAGAUACUUGCAGACCUGCUGACUCUACAGGAGCACUUUGGUAGUCUCUAUGGCCACACUAUUAGCUGGGUUGGAGAUGGCAACAAUAUCAUUCAUUCACUGAUGAUGGCAGCUCCCAAGUUUGGGAUGCACUUGAAUAUUGCAACUCCAAAGGGCUAUGAACCAGACAGUGAAAUAACAAAGGUUUCCCAAGAAUUUGCUCAAGAGAAUGGUACAUCCCUGAACCUGACAAAUGACCCAAGAGAAGCAUGCUCUAAUGCAGAUGUGAUUGUGACUGAUACAUGGGUCAGCAUGGGACAAGAAGCAGAGAAAGCUGGUAGACUCAAAUCUUUUGCGGGUUACCAGGUUGAUACUAAGAUGAUGUCCCUGGCCAAGGAAGAAGCUGUUUUUCUACACUGCCUGCCUAGAAAACCUGAAGAGGUGACUGAUGAUGUAUUCCUUUCUGACAAAUCCUUGGUUUGGCAGGAGGCAGAGAACAGAAAGUGGACAAUGAUGGCAGUGAUGGUAUGUCUGAUGGAUGACUAUUAUCCUAUUUCUCCAAUACCACAGUUUUAGUCAAACUAUCUUUACUUUAGGGAAAUUUUAGAAUUAUAGGACAGUAUGCUGUGUACAGCUACUCGUUUACUUGAGGAGAGCUGACAAAUGUACACAGGGUAUUGUAAUUAUAGGUUGGUGUUUAUUAUCAUUUUGAUGUCUGCAUGGAUCACGUGGGUUAUGGUAGCCUGAAUUGUUCAGUUAACUGAUUGUUUUAAAUUAUCAAGACUUCAGUAGGAAUUAAUUGUUACAUAAUUUUUUGUCAUCAUUGGACAUCAAAAUAAUGCCCAGUUGAGACUGAUAUCAAAAUUUCCCGAUACCCUUGACUGUUUACCUAAGCAGUAAAAUUAUGGCUGUUUACUAUGAUUAUCAGUUGAGUAAAGCGCGACUAAAGGUUGGUGACCAGGUUUUAAUGUUCAACUUGAGUUGUUUUAACAGGCAACUGACUCCGUUUCCAGUGGCAACUUGUCGGCAUUUGAUGUCAUUGCCAGCAAGGCACAUAAAAUUGCGGCGACAGUGUUGUUACCACUGGAAACAAGGAAAGUUGCCCGUGGCAACACCGUAAUUUUAAGUCCAACACUUCGUCAACAAAGCACUGUGGCACCUUAAUCAACUGAUAAUCGUAGUAAAACAACUGCCUCUGUCAAUAAGACUGAGCACUGAACACCAAAAACAUUAAGUAGAGACUGAUUUUAGUAAUAUAUAUAUUUGUAUAUGUUGUAACGUGCAUUCAGUAAAGGACAACAUUUUACUGGA